CGCCCGCGGCGCCGGGAAGCCCUGGGCGGUGGGCGGCACGGGGCGCUGCAGUGGCCGGUCUGCGCCUCGGGCGGUCGGGGUCCCGCGGAGCAGAGGAGGCAGACCCAGCAUCAUGGACGCUCUUUCUGAAGCAAAUGGCGCCUUUGCCCUCCGCCUUUUAAAGAUACUGUGUCAAGAUGACCCUUCACGCAACGUGUUUUAUUCUCCCGUGAGCAUCUCCUCUGCCCUGGCCAUGGUCUUCCUGGGGACAAAAGGAGACACUGCUGCCCAGUUGGCCCAGGUGCUUUCUUUAAACACAGAGAAAGACAUUCACGAGGAUUUCCAGGCACUUCUCACCGAGCUGAACAAGCCUGGCACUCAGUACUUGCUCAGAACGGCCAACAGGCUCUUUGGAGAGAAGACCUGUGAAUUUCUGUCUAUCUUUAAGGAAGCCUGUCUUUGGUUCUACCACACUGAGCUGGAGCAGCUCUCCUUUGCCAAAGCUGCAGAGCCGUCCAGGAAACAGAUAAACGCUUGGGUCUCAAAAAAGACUGAAGGUAAAAUUCCAGAGUUGUUGCCGAGUAACUCAAUUGAUGCGCAGACCAGGCUGGUUCUCAUCAACACAGUCUACUUCAAAGGAAGGUGGAAUGAGCAAUUCAACGAAGCGUACACAAGGGAGAUGCCUUUUAGAGUAAACCGGAAGGAGCAAAGGCCGGUGCAGAUGAUGUUUCAGGAAGGCACGUUUAGACUCGCGCACAUCGAGGAGGUGCAGGCCCAGGUGCUCGAGCUGCCCUACGCGGGGGAGGAGCUGAGCAUGGUCAUCCUGCUUCCUGACGACCACGUGGCUCUGAGCUCGGUGGAAAAACAUCUCACUUUUGAGAAAUUCCUCGCCUGGACCCACCCAGACUGCAUGAAAAGCACAGAAGUGGAAGUUUUCCUCCCGAGAUUUAAACUGGAAGAGGCUUAUGACCUGGGGUCUGUGCUGCAGGGUCUGGGGGUGGUUGACGCCUUCCAGCAGGGCAGGGCUGACUUCUCGGCCAUGUCAGCCGACAGCGACCUGUGUCUGUCCAGGUUUGCGCACAAGAGUUUGGUGGAGGUGAACGAGGAAGGCACGGAGGCCGCGGCCGCUGUGGCCGUGACAGUGGUGGAGUGUUGCCUGGAGUCUGGACCCAGGUUCUGUGCCGACCGCCCCUUUCUUUUCUUCAUCAGGCACAACAAAGCCAGCAGCAUUCUCUUCUGCGGCAGGCUUUCCUCCCCAUAGGGGAGGCACUCACCGUGCGUGGGAGCUUCUCCCUCUCUGUGUCCCCAAAUCCCACUCCACAGCGCCCGGAGGAUGGGCCUGGGCAGGCUCCCACCCGGCUGAAUGAUCCGCCAGCACCAUCCCUCGCUUCUUCCCCUGCUGACCACUUGUUUGUGCUACUUAAGCAGGAUCGCGGGACAGGAGACCUUAACGAUUCCCUGCUGUAUUUGAGAAGCAGCCCAAACCCCACAGGAUGGCAGGCAAAGCGCUCCUCUGUGGCCCCAGACCUACUUCCCACUCAUUCCGUGUACCAUCCUCUCGAGUUACGCUGUGUUCUCAACUCUGGUCACAUACUUGCCUUAGGCCAUUUCAGUAGUAAUAGAUGCUACUCGCUAUCGCUACCAUUUUAUAGAUUUCCUGGUGCUUGUGCUUUUUAGGAAGUUUCUUUAAUGCUCAUUUUCAUUUUAUCUUUCUUUAACAUUCAUUGGUCACCACGAAUGUUCCAAAUACCGCAUCAGGUGCUGGGGCCGCAAAGGGGUGGAGUCACGGUCCCCUGGCACCGGCCUGCUAGUGCCCAUGCCGGAAUUAGGCAGCUUUGAGGACAACCAGGCUGGACUAGGUGAUGCCCUUAAACUUACCAUGUGACCCCUUGUAGGGAUCACACCUUUCUUCGUGUUACUGUAUUUCUGCACCUCAAACUCUAACGGUAAAAAUUCCAUUCAACCGUUAAAGCUCCAAUGUCUUCUUCUCCGAGAAAUGUUUCCUUUUCUGCAUAACCAGACGUGCGUCUUUGAACUCUCACUGCACCAAGGGAGGGCAUGUCUCUUAUGGUAGUUGCGUUCUCCAGCCAGACUCUAAGUUCAUCAGGGGUUGGGACUGUGUUUUACACAUCAGUGUGCCACUUAUUGUGCACCGAUAAGCAGUUUGAUCUUUGAUGAGCUCUGUGACUUAAAAAAAAAACGGAUUAGAAAUCAGCGAUUUUAUUGGGUUUUUUUUUAAAGAAUUCUUUUUAUCGAGGUGAAAUUCACAUAACAUAAAAUUACCAUUUUAAUGUGAAUAUAAUGUGCAUUGGCCUUUAACAAUGUUGUGCAACCACCACGGUGAUCUAGUUCCAAAAAUAUUUUAUCACCCCAAUGGAAAACCCUGUACCCACUAAGCAGUUACUCCCCAUUCCCUCCUCCUCCCAACCCCCGGCAGACACCAAUCUGCUUUCCAUCUCCAUGGAUGUACCUGUGCUGGUAAUUUCAUGUAAGUUGAAUAGUAUAAUAUAUACCAUAUACUCCU
Molecule: messenger RNA, 2503 nt
Organism: Balaenoptera ricei (Rice's whale)
Lineage: Eukaryota; Metazoa; Chordata; Mammalia; Artiodactyla; Balaenopteridae
Gene: SERPINB9
Product: serpin family B member 9
Exons: 7
Coding region: 113-1240 (375 amino acids)
Biological process (GO): negative regulation of endopeptidase activity
Cellular component (GO): cytoplasm
Molecular function (GO): serine-type endopeptidase inhibitor activity
Source: RefSeq, a predicted model, not a curated record